Scomber scombrus (Atlantic mackerel) is the source of this 803-nucleotide messenger RNA. RefSeq names its product mitochondrial ribosomal protein L17 (gene mrpl17). Bases 135 to 632 code for a protein of 165 amino acids. Gene Ontology annotation, biological process: translation. Gene Ontology annotation, cellular component: ribosome; mitochondrial large ribosomal subunit. The record is from RefSeq and is a predicted model, not a curated record. The transcript is spliced from 3 exons. Gene Ontology annotation, molecular function: structural constituent of ribosome. Lineage: Eukaryota; Metazoa; Chordata; Actinopteri; Scombriformes; Scombridae.
UGUCAUACCGUGCAAUCUUCGCGUUGACAGCUGACCUCAGUGUGUGUUCUCCUCGGUAGAUUAUUGGUAGUAUUCGGACAGAGACCGGGUUAAAUAAACUCUGUGUGUGCCGCAGGACAAACUAACCGGACAAAAUGCGCCUCACGUUAAACAUGUUGAUCUCUCACGGCCGUGUGGCCCGGAAGAUGGGUCUGGGUCCGCGGUCCAGAAUGGACCUGCUGCGGAACAUCCUGACUGGACUGGUCCGACACGAGAGGAUAGAGACCACUGCGGCCCGAGCAGAUGAAGUCCGCUUCUACGCCGAAAAGCUGAUUGACUAUGCCAAAAAGGGAGACACGGACGAGAAGGCGAUGAAAAUGGCCAGCUUUUGGUUGACAGAAAAGGAUCUGGUCCCAAAGCUCUUUAAGGUCCUCGCGCCGCGGUUUGAGACCCAGCUGAAUGACUACACACGAAUGGCGCGCAUUCCCACCAAACAGAACUUGGAUAAAGCCAAGAUGGCCGUCCUGGAGUACAAAGGCAACCCCUUCCCGCCUCUGUAUCCUGUGAAAAAAGAGAAUGAACUGACUCUCAUCAAUCAGCUGCUCAAAGGCUACAGAGAAGAGAAGGCACAACAGUUAACUGCAAAAGCUUAAUUAACACCAUCACAGUGAUCGAUGGUCGUUCGACGGUGGUGGAUGGGAAAAUGCAGAUGCUGCAGAUUGUGGCUCAUAGACACUGAAAGAACAGUUGGGCAGCAUCAACGGAAGCCAAGAACAUUUUUGUGAAAGGACAUUUGUCGCUGAAUGUGUACUAAUAAAUAUUUC